Messenger RNA from Oncorhynchus mykiss (rainbow trout), 1536 nucleotides. It is a transcript of the gene smad7, whose product is annotated as SMAD family member 7. Gene Ontology annotation, biological process: anatomical structure morphogenesis; regulation of transcription by RNA polymerase II; SMAD protein signal transduction. NCBI's taxonomy places the organism in Eukaryota, Metazoa, Chordata, Actinopteri, Salmoniformes, Salmonidae. Gene Ontology annotation, cellular component: heteromeric SMAD protein complex. The record is from RefSeq and is a predicted model, not a curated record. Gene Ontology annotation, molecular function: transcription regulator inhibitor activity; I-SMAD binding.
AUGUUUAGGACCAAACGAACUGGGCUCGUCCGGCGACUCUGGAGGAGCCGUGCGCCGGUCGAGGGCGACGGGGAUGCGGAUACACGAACGCAUGGAUCCGGGGGUUGCUGUAUGGGUAAAUCGACGAAGGUUGCCGGAAAAACUAGCGCCGGAACGGAUGCUGAAUUGAAAUCCCUGACCCACUCGAUACUGAAACAAAUAAAAGAGAAACAAUUAGAGGGGCUCUUGCAAGCGGUCGAGUCAAAGGGGGGUGCGCGGAGCCCCUGCCUGCUCCUACCCAGCAAAGUGGACACCAAACUGGGUCAGCAGUCUUAUUCCCUCCCCUUGCUGCUCUAUAAAGUGUUUCGGUGGCCGGACCUCAUGGAUUGCUCGGAAUUAAAAAGGCUGUCUUGCUGUGAAUCCUAUGGGGAAAUUAACCCAGAACUCGUUUGCUGCAAUCCGCACCACAUGAGCAGGCUUUGUGAACUCGAGUCCCCCCCUCCUCCUUAUUCCCGAUAUCCAAUGGACUUUCUUAAACCACCCGAUUCUCCAGACUCGGGGCCUUCAUCCACAGAGACUGGAGGAACUACCUACUCGGCCCCUGUGGGGCUCUCAGAUCCCCAGGCUCUCCAGGAGUCGGGCGACAGAUCCCACUGGUGCGUGGUCGCGUACUGGGAGGAAAAGACCCGUGUGGGGCGCCUCUACUCGGUCCAGGAGCCUUCCCUGGACAUCUUCUACGACCUACCUCAGGGGAACGGCUUCUGCCUGGGCCAGCUCAGCUCCGACAACAAGAGCCCGCUGGCUCAGAUGGUGCGGACCAAGAUCGGCUACGGCAUCCAGCUGAGUCGCGAGCCCGACGGGGUGUGGGUGUACAACCGCAGCUGCUACCCCAUCUUUAUCAAGUCGGCCACACUGGACAAUCCCGACUCGCGGACUUUACUGGUGCAUAAAGUGUUCCCCGGAUUCUCCAUUAAGGCCUUUGACUUUGAGAAGGCAGACAGCCUGCAGAGGCCUAACGAUCACGAGUUCACACAGCAGCCGAGGACUGGGUUUACUGUACAGAUCAGCUUUGUGAAGGGCUGGGGUCAGUGCUACACAAGACAGUUUAUUAGUAGCUGCCCUUGUUGGCUGGAGGUCAUAUUCAACAACCAAUAAAAACGGAUUACCUUUGGAUAACCUUCCUCCCCCCUCUUCUUCCUCGUUCUCCUCAUUCGAGGACCAGGUGGGAACGGAGGUCAGAGACUAGUCCCUCACCUUUCCUUUUUUUUCCCAGAAGACAGUGCUUCAAAAAGGAAGAUGUUUAAAGAAGAGACAAACAAAACCCAAUAAACUUGUUAAAUAUGACAAAUGACUCAAAGAUUUAAUUAAAAGUGAAAUUAAAAGCGAAAAUGUAUUUUAUGUUAUAUAUAUAAAUAUAUUAUUACUUGUAAAUAUGAAGACGUUUUAUAUGCAUCAUUAUUUAUGUAUUGUGCAAUGUGUUGAUGAGAAAAAUAAAAUAAGAUGCACUUUGCUUAAUAUAAAUACAAACAAAGAAAUGCCAAAAUAAAUAAGAGAAAU